UGAACUCUUCGUGUCUUAUAACACCAGAGCGGAGAAAGGGAUUAAAAAGAAGAAAGAGAGAGUGGAAAAAAAAGGUUAUUUUCCUUUCUCGAUAGUUUCUCUGAUUCAAGCUACGGGUCUUCCGAGCUUACCUUCUUCGUCUUCAGAGGAGUUUCUCGGCAAUUUCGGCGAUCAUGUCUGUUACUCCAAAUCGGAGAUUAGGGUUUUCCUUACCUCCAAAUACGGCUCCUUUUCUGACUCCCCGCCCCGAGAAGCGCUCGUUUGAUCUUAGAUGGGCCGAUGGAAGUUCUGCCAUCAGCCGGAACGACAGAGAUAGGGAGGUCAACAUUCAAGUGAUGCUCAGAUGCCGGCCGUUAACUGAUGAAGAACAACAGAUGAACGUUCAAAAGGCGGUCUCUUGCAAUGAACAAAAGAACGAGGUGACUCUUUUACUGAGUUUAGUGAACAAGCAACUUGAUAAGACUUUUACCUUUGAUAAGGUGUUUGGGCCCAAAGUUCAACAAAGAUCGGUAUAUGACCAUGCUAUUGCGCCCAUUGUUAAUGAUGUUCUUGAAGGCUUCAACUGCACUGUUUUUGCAUAUGGGCAGACAGGCACAGGGAAAACAUACACAAUGGAGGGGGAAAUGAAGCAUAAGGGUGGAGAUCUAGCUUCUGAUGCUGGUGUAAUUCCAAGGGCUGUUCGCCAAAUUUUUGAUACUUUGGAAGCACGGAAGGCUGAUUAUAAUAUGAAAGUCACUUUCUUAGAGCUAUACAAUGAAGAAAUCACUGAUUUGUUAGCUCCUGAGGACCAUUCUAGAUUUACAGAAGAUAGACAGAGGAGACCGAUUUCUCUGAUGGAAGAUGGGAAGGGUGGUGCAGUUAUAAGGGGUCUUGAAGAGGUCGUUGUCUACAGCGCUAAUGAAAUUUACAAUCUCUUGGAACAUGGAUCUUCUAGGAGGCGCACUGCAGAUACUUUGUUAAACAAGCAGAGCAGCCGAUCUCAUUCUGUUUUUUCUAUAACAAUCCAUGUGAAAGAAGCAGCAAGAGGAAACGAGGAGUUCAUAAAAUGUGGUAGGCUGAACCUUGUUGACUUGGCAGGCUCAGAAAAUAUAUCCCGAUCUGGUUCAAGAGAGGCUAGAGCAAGGGAAGCAGGGGAGGUGAACAAGAGCCUGUUGACCUUUGGCCGUGUCAUAACUGCACUGGUGGAGCAUUCUGGUCAUAUACCUUACAGGGACAGCAAGCUGACGAGAUUACUAAGAGAAUCCUUAGGAGGGAAAGCAAAAACUUGCUUCAUUGCAACAGUGUCUCCAUCCAUUCACUGUUUGGAUGAAACUUUAAGCACACUUGAUUAUGCAUACCGUGCAAAGAGCAUCAAAAACAAGCCAGAGGCAAACAAGAAAUUUUCCAAGUCUGUUCUCCUCAAGGAUCUUUAUCUAGAAAUUGAAAGAAUGAAACAAGAUGUGAGAGCUGCAAGAGAAAAGAAUGGUGUUUAUAUUCCCCAUGAAAGGUUUGCAAAGGAUGAGGCAGAAAAGAAGGCAAUGAGUGAGAAAAUACAGCAUCUAGAGUCUGAUCUGGAGUGCAAGAGAAAGCAAGCUGAUAGAUUUCAAGAUCUCUACCAUGCUGAACAAGAAAAGAACUUGGAUUUGGAAAGUGAGAUUAGGGAAUGCAAGGCAAAUUUUGAAAGCAACAAGAAGGCCUUCCUAGAUCUUCAAGAAGCUUAUGCAGGAACGAACUUGAUGCUGAAGGAAAAGGAGUUCAUCAUAUCAAAAUUACUACAUUCUGAGCGUGCUAUUCUCGAACAUGCAAAGGAGCUACGCAGCAGCUUGGAAAAUGCAUCAGAAGAUAUGUCAAUGCUCCUGGAUAAAAUUGAACGGCAGUCGAAAACUGAAACAGAAAACCAAGGGUUGAUUCUGACUUUUGGCUCUCAACUUGAUCAGAGCCUGAACACCUUACACAAGACAGUUAUAGGAUCAGUUUGCCAACAGCAUCAGCUACUGAAAUCCAUGGAAGAGCACGUCAACUCAUCCAUUGCAACCAAGUGCGAGGCAACCAAAUGCUUGGAGUUGAAAAUUGAGAAAAUUAAAGAUACAUAUACUUCAGGAAUUUUGUGCAUGAAAGAGCUUGCUACUGCACUACAAAAGAAAGCCUUCUCAGACUUAGAGGAGAUGAAGUUAUCAAUUUCCACACAGAUGAUGGCUGUUGAGAAUUUUCUGGUCACUGCAGCUUCAGAGGCUGAGCAGGUUCUGAAUGAUGUCCAGAGAUCCCUUGCUGAACAAAAAAAGCUACUGGCUUUUUCAUCUCAACAACAAGAGGCGGGACUGCAAAGGACUCUUGUUUCAACACAAGCUAUUUCGAAGACAACAAUCAAUUUCUUUAAUGAUCUAAGGAGCUGCGCCACUAGGCUCACGACACUUCUUGAAGAAAAUCGAUUGGAAAAAUCAUGUCAGUUAGCAGCUUUUGAGAAGGCAUUUAAGGAAUUGUCUGCUAAAGAGGAAAAGGCUGCUCUUGAAAAGAUUGCCGGGAUAUUAACAGCCUUGACAACGACGAAAGCAAAGAUGGUCUCAGAGGUCAUUGGUAACAUGAAUCACACAUGCAUGGAGGCAAAUAAGAUGCUGCAACUAGAGACGUCUGGCAUGCAGCAAGUUUCAGAUGAUGCCGUAAAGGAGUGGAUUGCAUAUACCGAAAAGGCUGAAAGCCAAUUCCAGGAGGAUACAUGUUCAACCGCCAAAACCAAAGCUACUACAGAAGAAACUCUUCGGCAUUGCUUAGAGAAAGUGGGUCAGUCUAUACAUCAUUGGAAGAAUGUUCAGUUAUCCAUGAAUCAUCUUGAUAAUGAUUAUGCUGCAGAAAUUGAGAUUUCUGCAGAAAAAAGGAAUCAGGAAAAUAACAGCAUUCUUGAAGAACUUGUGUCGGUGUGCUCUCAAGCUGGUGUAAGAUUUGAUAAAGGAACCUGUGACCUGCUGACCGCUGCUAAGAAUUCACUUUUGGUGGACCAUGAAUCUAGAAAGGAAAUGGUAUUAGUGUCAACAAUGUGCUCGGAUCAUCUAAAAACUAUGCAGGACAAGCACACCAUGGGCAUCAGCGAUAUCAGAAGUUUGACAAACAAAUGCCUCUUACAUGAUUACUUGGUUGAUCAUCCAACUAGUAAGACGCCUAGGAGGCAGACGAUCAACGUGCCUAGUUUGGCGUCAAUUGAAGAACUAAGGACACCUCUACGUGACCUGGUUUCAGAAUUUAAACCAGAGAACAUGCUAAAAGGGGAUGCUGAAGGAAAGCAGCAGCUGUAUCUAUCCAAGCAAACCUCAAGAAGUCCACUUGCACCUGUCAAUUGAUAUGAAAAAGGAAUUUUCAAGAGGAACAGUAUGACAAGCCUUGUUGCUAUAGUGUAGUAUGUUACUACAAGCUUACCCUGAUGAUCAUAUCAUCAGUUGAUGGCUGUCUCUUGUAAUAUUAGGCUGCAGGCUUUGCCCCUUCUGGCCCUUCCCACCAUGCAAAACACUUGAAAAUAUGUAAUCAUCGAUUCAUCAUUGGAUGUGGCCACAAACAAACAGGAAAAGAACGGAAAAUGGGAAAAUUGAUGGGGAAAUCUGAGGAUUUGACCAUAAAGAGUGUUUUAACUUGUGUUUACAGCAUAGAGAGAGCUCGAAGAUUGCUUUGUGGACAAUGCUUCUUCUAGAUGCUCCUGCUAAUUAAGAUCGUUUAAUGAUUCGACAAA
Molecule: messenger RNA, 3694 nt
Organism: Phoenix dactylifera (date palm)
Lineage: Eukaryota; Viridiplantae; Streptophyta; Magnoliopsida; Arecales; Arecaceae
Product: ATP binding microtubule motor family protein
Biological process (GO): mitotic spindle assembly; microtubule-based movement; spindle elongation
Cellular component (GO): spindle microtubule; mitotic spindle
Molecular function (GO): microtubule binding; plus-end-directed microtubule motor activity; ATP binding
Source: RefSeq, a predicted model, not a curated record